GUGGCCGUCAUGUCGCUCACCCUCUUCCCCAUCCGCCUCCUGUUUGCUGCCUUCAUGAUGCUGCUGGCCUGGCCGCUGGCACUGGUGGCCUCGCUGGGGCCUCCCGACAAGGAGCCCGAGCAGCCCCCGGCCUUGUGGAGGAAGGUUGUGGACUUUCUGUUGAAGGCCAUCAUGCGGACUAUGUGGUUUGCCGGUGGCUUCCACCGCAUAGCCGUGAAGGGACAACAGGCCCUGCCCACCGAAGCCACCAUCCUGACGCUGGCACCACACUCGUCCUACUUUGAUGCUAUCCCUGUCACCAUGACCAUGUCCUCCAUUGUGAUGAAGGCGGAGAGCAGGAACAUCCCGAUCUGGGGAACCCUGAUACGGUACAUACGCCCGGUGUUCGUGUCCCGGUCCGACCAGGACUCGCGCAGGAAGACUGUGGAGGAGAUCAAGAGGCGGGCGCAGUCUGGCACGUGGCCUCAGAUAAUGAUUUUUCCAGAAGGAACCUGUACAAAUAGGACCUGCCUGAUCACCUUCAAACCUGGUGCCUUCAUUCCCGGAGUCCCCGUGCAGCCCGUGGUGUUGCGGUAUCCAAACAAACUGGACACCAUCACGUGGACGUGGCAAGGACCUGGAGCGUUGAAAAUCCUGUGGCUCACACUGUGCCAGUUUCACAACCAAGUGGAGAUAGAGUUCCUUCCGGUGUACCACCCUUCUAAGGAGGAGGAGAGGAGCCCCGCCCUGUACGCCAGCAACGUGCGGCGCGUCAUGGCCGAGGCCUUGGGUGUCUCGGUGACUGACUACACGUUCGAGGACUGCCAGCUGGCCCUGGCAGAAGGCCAGCUCCGGCUCCCCGCUGACACCUGUCUGCUAGAGUUCGCCAGGCUCGUGCGGGGUCUCGGGCUAAAACCAGAAAAACUCGAAAAAGAUCUGGACAAAUACUCAGAACGUGCCAGGAGGAGGAGCGGGGAGAGGAUCGGUCUGUCCGAGUUCGCUGAGUACCUGGAGGUCCCCGUCUCCGACACCCUGGAAGACAUGUUCUCACUGUUUGACGAGAGUGGAGACGGCAAGAUGGAUCUGCGGGAGUACCUGGUGGCCUUGUCUGUGGUCUGCAGGCCUUCCCGGACGCUGGACACCAUUCAGCUGGCAUUCAAGAUGUACGGGUCGCCAGAGGACGGCAGCGUGGAUGAGGACCGGCUGUCCUGCAUUCUCAGGACCGCCCUGGGGGUGGCGGAGCUCACCGUGACCGAGCUGUUUCAGGCCAUUGACCACGAAGAGAAGGGGAAAAUCACUUUUGCUGACUUCAGCAGGUUUGCAGAGAUGGUCCCCAGCUUCGCAGAGGACUACCUGUAUCCGGAUCAGACCCGGCGGGACAGCUGCACGCACACGCCAGCAGCCCCCAUCCCCAACGGCUUCUGUGCUGACUUCAGCCCCGACGGCCCGGGCGUGGGGAGCAGGCCUUCCUGCAAGAAGCUGGACUAGGCUGGGAGACGGACCGAGGCCCGACGCUGCCCCCACGGCCGCGGGCCCAGGCCGCAUGCUGUUUGCGCCCAAGCUUCCGGACACUGUUUCUUUGUGAGGUGUUUCUGAGCCCAGUGCGUGCAAACACCGUGUGCUGUGCUCGCGGGGAGCCUGGGGCAGCGCCGCGCGGAGUGCGGGUCUCCCGUGGGUCGGGACUGCGCCGGCUGGCAGCCUCCAGCUCUGAGUGUCCAUCCAUCUUUUCCAGCAUUCCUUCCCGGGCUGGGCGGCGGCCGGGCGCGCACGUGCCGCUCCUCUGCGCAUGACUGCGGCCCCGGCCGCCCCGUGGCCCCCUCCCCACCCGUGGGCUUGGCGUGGGGCCAUCACCCAGUUUUUUAAGCAUUUCUAUAUUUGUGUGGAGCUCAUGAGUAUUUUAUAAACCUCAUUUAGGUACUUUGGAAAACAUUCAACUUUUUUUAAAAAAAAAGAGAAACUUGUUUUUCUACUUCA
Dipodomys ordii (Ord's kangaroo rat) is the source of this 1953-nucleotide messenger RNA. RefSeq names its product lysophosphatidylcholine acyltransferase 1 (gene Lpcat1). Gene Ontology annotation, molecular function: calcium ion binding. The record is from RefSeq and is a predicted model, not a curated record. The transcript has 13 exons. Bases 10 to 1467 code for a protein of 485 amino acids. NCBI's taxonomy places the organism in Eukaryota, Metazoa, Chordata, Mammalia, Rodentia, Heteromyidae.